Molecule: messenger RNA, 1447 nt
Organism: Papilio polytes (common Mormon)
Lineage: Eukaryota; Metazoa; Arthropoda; Insecta; Lepidoptera; Papilionidae
Gene: tgo
Product: aryl hydrocarbon receptor nuclear translocator homolog
Exons: 10
Coding region: 170-1447 (425 amino acids)
Biological process (GO): regulation of transcription by RNA polymerase II
Cellular component (GO): aryl hydrocarbon receptor complex; nucleus; transcription regulator complex
Molecular function (GO): DNA-binding transcription factor activity, RNA polymerase II-specific; RNA polymerase II cis-regulatory region sequence-specific DNA binding; protein dimerization activity
Source: RefSeq, a predicted model, not a curated record
UAGGUGGCAAUGUCAUGUCAUCUUUAUUGAAAAAUGGCGUUUGUGUUGUUUUAAGAGUUUAACGAUAAACACAAGUUUUUUAUGUUUUAGUGUUGAUUUGUGUUAUUUAAUUCUACAUUAAAUAAUUGUCUAGCAAUAAAAUAACGUGGACAGAUGAAUUUAUUGACCGAUGUCUGCCGUGGCUCCCACUAUCCCCGGGGCUGACCCAUCAAAAGAUAUACAAAAGCGCCGUGCUGGCAGUGUUGGGUCCGAUGAAGACGACGCAAGUGGUGGGAAAUACACAAGGAUGGAGGAGGACAAUAUUCAAGACAAAGAGAGGUUUGCAAGUCGUGAGAAUCACUGCGAGAUUGAGCGCCGGCGCAGGAACAAGAUGACGGCAUAUAUCACGGAACUAUCUGACAUGGUUCCAACAUGUUCCGCCCUCGCCCGCAAGCCGGACAAACUCACCAUACUGCGUAUGGCAGUAGCACAUAUGAAAGCACUCAGAGGUACAGGAAAUACCUCCACCGAUGGCACAUACAAACCGUCUUUUUUAACUGAUCAAGAGUUAAAGCAUCUUAUAUUAGAAGCGGCAGAUGGUUUUUUAUUUGUCGUUAGUUGCGACACCGGCCGUAUUAUAUAUGUUAGUGAUAGUAUAGCACCAGUACUUAAUUAUUCUCAGGGAGAGUGGUAUUCGUCAUGUCUAUUCGACCAAGUGCAUCCCGACGAUGUGGAAAAAGUCCGGGAGCAGUUGAGCACACAAGAGCCACAGAACACUGGCCGAAUUUUAGAUUUAAAAACGGGCACUGUUAAAAAAGAAGGACAUCAGUCAUCGAUGCGUCAAGUGAUGGGAUCGCGGCGCGGGUUCAUCUGCCGCAUGCGCGUGGGCGGGACGGGCGCGGGCGACGCGCACGUGGGCCGACUGCGCGCGCGCAACUCGCUCGGCCCCUCGCACGACGGACACAACUACGCCGUCGUCCACUGCACGGGAUACAUCAAAAACUGGCCUCCGACAGAUCUGUUUCCAGGUAUGCAGAUGGAUCGGCCAGUCGAAGAUGAGCUGCACGCGUCACAUUGUUGUCUCGUCGCUAUUGGACGGUUACAGGUGACGUCGACGCCGACGAGCGCGGAGGGCGCGGGGUGCGGGGGCGCGGAGUUCGUGUCGCGCCACGCGGCCGACGGGCGCUUCACGUUCGCGGACCAGCGCGCCGCGCAGGUGGUGGGCCACGCGCCCGCCGACCUGCUCGGCAAGCUCUGCUACGACUUCUACCACCCCGAGGACCAACAACACAUGCGGGAUAACUUCGACCAAGUUCUAAAGCUCAAAGGACAAAUCAUAUCCCUAAUGUACCGAUUCCGGACCAAAAGUAGAGAGUGGAUCUGGCUGAGGACAUCAGCUUUUGCCUUCCUUAACCCAUAUAAUGAUGAAGUCGAGUACAUCGUCUGCACAAAUACUCUCGCAAAGUAA